This is a messenger RNA of Musa acuminata AAA Group (dessert banana), 1185 nucleotides long. Its product is annotated as flavonol 3-sulfotransferase. Gene Ontology annotation, biological process: sulfation. The coding region runs from base 42 to 1055 and encodes 337 amino acids. Gene Ontology annotation, cellular component: cytoplasm. Gene Ontology annotation, molecular function: sulfotransferase activity. Lineage: Eukaryota; Viridiplantae; Streptophyta; Magnoliopsida; Zingiberales; Musaceae. The record is from RefSeq and is a predicted model, not a curated record. The transcript has a single exon.
CAACUCCUCCAUUGCCCUCGCACCUCCGAGAGAAGCAGGUGAUGGAGAACACAGAGGAAGGCCUUCCGACUGACCAAGAGUUCCAUCACGACCUCGUCUCCAGCCUUCCACUCGAGGAAGGCAUGUCACCGGUGCGCCUCCGAAAGUACCAAGGCGUCUGGAUGUCGGAGUACUUCCUGGUGGGCACCAUGAACGCACAGCGAUACUUCAAGUCUCGCCCCACCGACAUCCUCCUCGCCAGCUACCCCAAGUCCGGCACCACCUGGCUCAAAGCUUGGGCCUUCGCCACCAUGACCCGAACCCGUCACUCCUUCGGUUGCCAUCCUCUUCACCACCUCAACCCCCAUGAGUGCGUGCCACUCCUCGACGAAAUUGCCGGCAGCCUCGAGAGUCUCUUCGAGAUCGACGCCGCGAGCGAUCCUCGCCUUAUCAGCACCCACCUACCUUUCUCCCUGCUACCCGAGUCGAUCAAGAGCUGUGGUUGCCGACUGAUAUACGUUUGCCGGGAGCCCAAAGAUACGUUGGUCUCUCGGUGGCACUUCCACGGCAAGAUUGUAACGAAUAUGGGGAAGAGCGAGGUAAUUCCUUUCGAGAAGAUGUUCGACAUGUUCUGCGAUGACAUCAUGCCAUGCGGGUCGAUAUGGGAGCAUGCCUUGGGCUACUGGAACGAGAAGACACAGACACCGGGGAGGGUGCUGUUCUUGAAGUAUGAGGAGAUGUUGGAGGAUCCCACAGGAACGUUGACGAGGUUGGCGGAGUUCAUGGGUUGCCCCUUCACCGAAGAGGAGCUUAGGGUGGGCGUGCCAGCGGAGAUCGUAAGCCUCUGUAGUUUUGGGAACCUGAGAGAUUUAGCUGUGCAACAGAACCGCAGAAUCAGCCCUGGUGGUAUCAUGACGACGGAAUCUUUCUACAGAAAAGGAGCAGCCGGGGACUGGAGGAACCAUCUCAGUCCAGAGAUGGCUGAGAAGUUGGAUCAGAUCACCGCGAAGAAGCUGCUAGGAACAGGUUUGACUCUUGGGCGUCCCGUCUCGGAGACCACCGCAAUGGAUGCUUAAUUAAUUAGUUCCCAGCCCAUGGAUGGAUUCUGCUUGCAAGUGUGCUUCGAAAUUUUACUGUGUCUGUAUGAUGAAUUAUGCAUGUUUGCGGAUUGAAAUCAAAUAAAUUGGAUUUAUCAAUAUUAAACAA